Messenger RNA from Mucor velutinosus, 1692 nucleotides. RefSeq lists its product as uncharacterized. The transcript has 6 exons. The coding region runs from base 1 to 1692 and encodes 563 amino acids. Gene Ontology annotation, molecular function: L-amino acid transmembrane transporter activity. Gene Ontology annotation, cellular component: vacuolar membrane. The record is from RefSeq and is a predicted model, not a curated record. NCBI's taxonomy places the organism in Eukaryota, Fungi, Mucoromycota, Mucoromycetes, Mucorales, Mucoraceae. Gene Ontology annotation, biological process: amino acid transmembrane transport.
AUGACUACACAUCCAGACGAAUUGAUGUCACCUAAUGCGAUACCUACCAUCCAGAUCCAAGAGCCUACAUCGCCCCCACCCCAUUUACCAACACUGCGAUCACAAUCGUUUGAGCUGCCCAGAGAAAAGACAACAGGUGCGCGUGCUCACUUCGAUACACCCGCUUCAGCAGUAAGACCAGGCUUCAACCGUGCCAGUAUAUCUCACAGUGAGGGAUACACAUUCCGUAGACCCUCUUUGAAUUCACGCAAAUCAUUUGCAAGAUCCGUAUCUUCCUUUUCGCUGUACUCACAUUUUGCUGGUGAAAGAUUCAGCCAUCCCCAUCAUCGUCAUCAUCGUCACUCCUUAUCGAGAAAGAGCAGUGCCAAAUCAUCAGACGUAGAGGAUGUUUCCAUCAAAGAUGGUACUUCAAGCGACAGUAGCUAUAACAACACAAGCAGCAUUGAUGAAAAGGAUGGCGAAAACGAAACUCCUAAAGCAUCUGUAGGAAAAGCAAUGUUCAUGUUUCUCAAGGCUUUCAUUGGAUCAGGAGUACUUUUCCUACCAAAGGCAUUCGAGCAUGGCGGACUGGCAUUAUCCUGCGUGUUGAUGGUCAUCAUUGCGUGUAUCUGCCUAUUUGCAUUUUUGAGAUUGGUCGACACCCAGCUGGUAAUUGGGGGCUCUUAUGGCGACAUUGGCCAAGUGCUGUUUGGAAGGUGGGUCAAGUACAUUGUGCUGUUCUUUAUUGUCCUAUCGCAAAUGGGGUUUGUGUGCUCCUACUUUGUGUUUAUCUCUGGCAAUUUAGUCAAUAUUGUCGAUGUCUUGUCCCACUGUGGUGCGCAGAUCGAGCAAAAGUAUUACAUCUGGUUUCCCUUGAUUUUUAUCAUACCCUUGGUAUUAAUUCGACAUAUUGCUAAACUGUCGUUCACUGCCAUCAUUGCGGACGCCUUUAUUUUGUUUGGUUUGAUCAGCUGUUUGUAUUUUACAGCGCACGAACUAAAGAGCUUCGGAAUGGGGCCGGAAGUCAAGGCUGUCAAUCCUGCCAACUUUGCACUGAUGCUUGGUACAGCAACAUUUUCAUUUGAAGGCAUUGGAUUAGUAAUACCUAUUGUAGAAUCCAUGAAGCAACCAGAACGAUUUCCAUUUGUCGUUACAGUAGGAAUGGCUAUUGUUUGCUCCAUUUACAUCUUGAUUGGAGCCAUAUCUUACAUGGCCUAUGGUAAUCACAUUCAAGCAGCUGUGGUAUACAAUUUCCCUCGUGAUAAUCCACUUACCAUUGCUGUGCAACUGCUCUACUCGAUUGCCAUUAUCUUGACUGCUCCAUUAAUGCUGUUUCCGGCAACGAAAAUCUUGGAAAACGGUAUAUUUCGAAAAUGCAGAUCGGGAAGCCAAGACUUUAAAGUAAAAUGGUGCAAGAAUCUGUUUCGAGUUUUCUUACUAUCUUUCUGUGCGGCAGUGGCAUUUGGCAUUGGAGGGGAAAACCUGGAUGUUUUCGUAUCGCUAGUCGGUUCCGUUGCUUGUGUUCCCCUGUGCUUUAUAUUUCCAGGACUCUUCCACUACAAGGUAUCCAAGAGCUUGAAGGAGAAAACCAUGGACAUUGUCCUGUCGACAUUCGGCAUUGGCAUCAUGAUAUUUACACUGUAUGUCACCAUCGCUUCAUUUGUGAAGCCGGAAAUUGCCUCUUUUGUAUUAUCACCUUAUUGCCCCACAUAG